AUGUUCCGUGCAGCCUUACAAAACGUGGACUUGUUUUGGCUGAUUUUGUUUUAUUUUGUUUUUCUACCGGAGACUGGCUGUAGAUCAGCCGAUGUGGACAGCUGUCAUGAGGUGAAGACAGCCUACAUGAUGCGCCAAAUAGGCCCGGUGGAGCUGGUGCCAGACAGGCCGGGAACAGAUGAGUCUCUCCGAGUGUGUGAGCACCCUGGGCCCAGCUGCUGUACCAGCAAGAUGGAGGACAGCUACAUGGCGGCUGUUCGCAGUGAGACUCAGCAAAAGAUGCGAUCCUACAGCUUUGAACUGAAGUACCUGAUUGCUGGACACACCAAAGCCUACCAGGAGACCUUUGGGUCACUCGUGUCAUUCACAUCUAACCUGACCAGCACUCUGUUCGACAGUGCCUACUCUGCUCUGGCGUCCGACUGUCAGCCCUAUGUGUUUCAGCUGUUCAGCAACAUCAAACGCCACCUUUCUGGAGACUCUAAUUCCUCAUUGGAGAACAGUGUGCGUAGGUUCUACAAUGACCUUUUCCCGCUGGUCUACCGCCGCCUGCUCAACCCUGGUAUCGGCCACAUGUCACCCCAGUCCUUUCAUCCCCCCUCCACCAAUCACGACGAUUGCCUCCGGAUGACGCGGCAGGAUGUCAGCCCGUUCGGACCCCAUCCUCGCCUCCUGGUCAGCAGCUUGUCCCGUGCGCUCGGGGCGGGCCGAGCACUGAGCCGACUGCUGAAGCUGGCGGGAGAGGUUGUGAAUGCAACUGAGAAGGCAACGUUAUCCAGAGAGUGUGGGCGAGGCUUAGUGAGGAUGCAGUACUGUUCCCACUGCAGAGGCCUGACACUGAUACGGCCCUGUACCGGACUGUGUAUCAACAUUAUGAGAGGAUGUCUGGUGGGAGUAUCAGAGCUUGGCACCCCCUGGGGGAGUUUGGUGUUGUUGCUGCAACGGUUAGCUGCUACUUUAGCAACCAGCAGCAACCACAACAGCCUGGAGCUGGCUCUGUUAGCAGUCCGAAAUCAUGUGAAUGAUGCUAUACUGCACGCUCAGCUGCACGGGCCACGCAUUACAGCCACAGUAGAGAAGGUGUGUGGAUCCCAGGGAACUGGUCCCGUGAUGCCAAGUGCAAGUCCCACCACCUCGCAUAGUACAAUCUCUGUGAGUCCUGCUACAUCAGUAACCUCGGACAGGUCACCUGUGACAUUGCCUCCCGCAGUGGGUCAUCAGCAUCUGCAGCUGCAAUCCCGGAGGUCGGUCCUUAAAGGUUCCAGAGGAGACAAGAGUCGCAGCCUGAAAAAACUAUCAAGGGAGUUUGAGGGUUCUAUCCAGCGGUACCAGUGGUUUUUCUCUGAGCUGCCAGAGAUGCUUUGUGAAAGUGAGAUGGAGGUCGAGCAGCAUACAUGCUGGAGUGGCCAAGACGUUGUAGAGAGUUAUGCAGGUCGUGUGGUGGGCAGCAGUUUAAAAGCCCAAAGGGAGAACCCAGAGAUGACGGCCCGUAAUACAGAUCCUGUCCUGAAGGGGGCGAAACAGCGGCUGGAGCAGCUAACACAGGAGCUGUUAGUGGAGCUCGGCUGGGCAAGUAAAACCAGAGGAAAGUUGGAGGAAGAGGAGGGAGGGAGCGCGCAGACAGAGAGAGGCAGCGGAGAUGACUGUGAUGAUGAAGAUGGCUGUGAAGCAUCUGGUGAGGAGAACGGUGAUGAGACAAAUGAUAUGUCCAGUGGUCGCAGUCCAGCAGCAAAGGACAAGGCUCUUGUUCCUCCUCCUCGUCGCCCCAUUCCUCCUCAUCACCUCUCACCUCCAAAGGUGGCUGUUCAUGGCUCAGCGCACACGUUGUCCAUUGAAUCGCUACCAUUGACCCUGGUGGCCCUGCUGCUCCUACUACCAUGGGAACACAGCUGAGCAUCCAGAGAUGGUCCGUGAGACUUACAGAGGCAAAAAGACUGAGAGACCACCAUAUAUGCUUUGUGGUGAAGUUGAGUAUUUGGAGUUUUUGUAAGCACUCUGACUGUUUUUGUUUCGAGUUGCCCGGCGGGUGGGACGAGCUGUUGAUUCAUCACAGUUGCAAGUGCACAGUGUGCAUUUUUAUGUUGCCUGUACUGACCUCUACAUGUGUUUGUUUAUUUGUAUUUAACUCUGAUAGGAUAGGUUGCAAAGCACUACUGACUUUUUUGAAGAGAGAUGUAUAUACAAAUAUAUAUAUAUUAUAUAUUUAUAUAAAGAAUUUCUAUAGAUAACAAUGGCUUGAUGUGUAAAUAGAGAUUAAUAUAGAACAGAGCAGACUGACUUGAACAUGAAGGGAUGUUUGGUUUGGUUUGACCUUUACAUCAUGUAUCCCCUACAGAGAGUAAGAUCCUUGACAGCUAUAGUUCAGGCUGAAGGCAUUCACUGAAGCAGUAGUGAACUUAAAUUGACGGCACACUUGUUAGGACUUAUUAAUGUUGGAGAACUCUGCACAGAGAGCUAAACAUAGGCUGGUUUUCCUGAUAGGCCAAACAACCAAUUAUGUGAUAGUUUUACAGAUGGUGAUGCAGCGUAAUGAAGAAUUUGUGCCCUGUAAGCCUAGGCAGACUGAAGCCCUUCCAACACUUCCAAUGUUUUCUUUUUUCAUACAAGCUGUGUGAUUUUUUUGUAUUUUCAAAGCCAGCUGAGUUUUAACUGUGUAACACAAAAUGUUAAUUUGUCCAGAAAUGACUCUUUAACAGCAGAGAUCUCUCCCAAGAAAUAUGUGUGUAUUUUGUCAUUUCUAGGCAUAUAAUACAUUUUACGGCCUUGGUAGUUGUGGGAGAAGAUGUUUCUCUUCUCAAAGUGUACAGUGUGCAUAGGUGUAAUCAUGUAACCGCUUCUAUUUCAACUUCAGUUUCACUUGUAAGCUGCCAUAGCCAUCCUUGGCAGAAAGCUUAAAAAUUAGAAUAUCCUAAACAAUAAAAAGCACCUAAUAAAAGAAAAUACUAAUUAUGGACCACGUUUAAGAUCAAAACUGUCUGCCUGAACAAUGGAUUAUUUGACAUCUCAUUAUCAUAUCAUUUAUCAUAUCGCUGAACUGUCACAGUGAUUUCUAAGGCUGGCUGGUCUCCAAAUGUAUUAAUUAAAACUCCUGCAGUGAAAUAAUACAUAAGACAUUCAGCAAAAUACUAUAUAAGUAGAACUUGUCUAACUCUGAUACAUGUGUUAUCAGCUUGUCUCCGUAUCUAGUAAAGACAAGAGAUGGAGUAUCAAGAGAGUGAUCAGAGGACAGCUGAGGCCAGAUCCAAACGUGUUUCUUUUAAAUGUAAUUCAUAUUAAUUAGGAGUAUCAAGUCCUCCCGGCUCUCUGUUGAGUCUCAAACCCCCCAAACUACACACAACAGCAGGACAGACAACUGGAAUACUGAUUAAAUAAAUUCAAAAGCUGAAUGACACUGUGUGCACUUCUGUCAGUGGGUGACUUGACUUUCUUCUAAGAUCUAUCAUCAUUUUGUCUCACAUAGGUGUUGAAAAUUUCCUUCAUCACCUGAGACAGUUUAUUUAUGAAGGAAUGUCAGUGACAGAUGAGACAACUGAAGCAAUACCAUUUAGAGCCUUAGUGUGUGAGUUAUCUGGGCAGUGAGCCCAAAUACCAUGUUCGCUAGCGGGAUGCUUUACAACAUAAUCUUUUAAACAAAUUUAAGCAUUUUACCCAAAUGAGAUAAGAUGAUUUUGGAUUCAAGCCAGCCCCUCCGUCUUUCACAGCCCUUGCUAAGCAACCUACAUAAACAAACCACCAACACACACCAAUGCAAAUUUUCCCAAACGUUUCCCAACAUGGGAUAAGACCAUGGUGUAUUUCAAAUUAAAUCAUCUGGAAAGUGAAGAUGAAAUUGCUAAUAUGAUGUUACAAGUCAUUCUGUGGAUGCUGACCUUCAUCUGUGAGGUACAAACUCCCAUCUGUGAAUUGCAAGUUGAAAUGUUGACAAAUCUCUGUAGUGAAUGAAGUGUGAAUCUUGUUAGUGCAUUUUUAUAUGAAAUAGAGCAAUGUUAUAUCAAGCCUAAAAAUGACAUCCUUUUGUUCCUCUCGUGCUGUUUUCAUAGUGGUUCUCAGCAUGUGUGUUGAGGCACACUGGUGUGCCAUGGUGUGACCUGUACUGUGUCAUUGUUAUAAAAUUAUUAAAUGUUCUUUAUCAAGGCUUAACAGAUCUUUGUGUUUAGAAAUUCUAAUUUUGUUGUAGUAAUGAAGCAGUAUGCAUGAACACCAGGAUGCAAAAAGCAGCCACUUAGCGACAGUACUAUGGUUUUUUUUUCAUCACACUGAACACCACUGCUAAUUUUAUACACUAAAACAGUGACUCUCAUGUGAAACGUAUAUAAACCUAAUGUAAUACACGGUGUCCUGCUGCUCUGUUGUGUCAUUAAUCUUCAUCUUAACA
Micropterus dolomieu (smallmouth bass) is the source of this 4375-nucleotide messenger RNA. RefSeq names its product glypican-5-like. NCBI's taxonomy places the organism in Eukaryota, Metazoa, Chordata, Actinopteri, Centrarchiformes, Centrarchidae. Gene Ontology annotation, cellular component: cell surface; extracellular region; plasma membrane. The record is from RefSeq and is a predicted model, not a curated record. Gene Ontology annotation, biological process: cell migration; regulation of protein localization to membrane; positive regulation of canonical Wnt signaling pathway. The transcript has 11 exons. The coding region runs from base 1 to 1893 and encodes 630 amino acids.